Molecule: messenger RNA, 2835 nt
Organism: Cylas formicarius (sweet potato weevil)
Lineage: Eukaryota; Metazoa; Arthropoda; Insecta; Coleoptera; Brentidae
Product: peroxisomal ATPase PEX6
Exons: 7
Coding region: 465-2813 (782 amino acids)
Biological process (GO): protein import into peroxisome matrix
Cellular component (GO): peroxisomal membrane; cytosol
Molecular function (GO): ATP hydrolysis activity; ATP binding
Source: RefSeq, a predicted model, not a curated record
UCUUUUAGUCUUUCUCAUUCAAGAACAAGAUUGUCAGUCAAAAACACCGCUGUUAAAAAUAAAAGUUCAAAAAUUACAGAGAUUGAUGUUUUUCUACAGCCAUAAAUAUUGCAUCGCGUUAGUAUUGUGAAACAAUUCUGAAGAGAUGAUUGAGCAAGUUUGUAAAUCGCGCACGUGCAAAUUAUGUCACAAGACGGGCGUACAUGGAUGCGCGGAGAUGCACAAGGACAUGCCCUUUGUGGAUGGCCUAUUUGCCUAUUUGCUUUGAGUUGGUGUGGGAACGUAUUUUCCAAUCAUUGCUCAAUUACUUUGAAACAACGAAGAAGAUUAUAAUGUAAUAUUAUUAUUUAUUAGAUCUUGAUAGUCUGUGGUUCAGAUUAACCUCAAAUUUGGAAGUUGUAACCUAUGGAUAAAAUAAUUUCUUUUUCACGUUUGUCUUAAAUUUAAAUAUUAUUUACUCGACUAUGGAUAAAAUGACCACUAUUUUAUAUAUUUCCAGCAUUAUCUACCCUAAAUACAAGCCCCACUGGUUUGUUUUUUACAUGUACUUGAAAUACCAUGGGGUACUCAAAAGACAAAUUAAGUACAAAGCUACAGCGGUAUCAGAUGAAAUAAUUUUUCAUAAGACGAAAUCGAAUUCUAAAUAUUGUGCUGACAUUCAUAAUGUAGUUUUGGUAAAAGAUCAAAAUAUAUACCCGAACGAUUUAAUUCUUUCGUUAUUUUCUACACAGUCGGGAAAAUGUCGUAAAGUAUUUGUCAUCCCAUGUGAGUUGUCCUGCAAUACCUUAUUGUUUUCGAAUGCCCUACUGUACAAUUUUGGUACUACAAGUGAUAAUUUUAUACAGCUCUUACCCACCACCCAUACAAAAUUUGCUCAGGAGGUAGAGCUCUCAUUAAUAAGCAGCCCCCAUGAUAUAAGUAACUUUGCUUUGGAUUCUUUAAUAAAGAAUUAUUUUCAAUUCCCCAAAAUAAUAUAUGCUGGCGAUAUCAUUCAAAUUAAUGUUGAACAUUUUUCCAAGGAGGAUUUUUACUCCGACUUAAAACUAAAUUUGGUCCAGAGAGUCUAUUUAAAAUGCAAUAGAGUAACUGAUGAUGAGGCUCCCACCAUGGAGGGGCGUCUUUGUGCGAUCGGCGAGACUACUAUUAGGCAGGCUGCGAAUAUUCAAAGCUAUGUUCCAAAGGUGUUAAAAGUUGCUUCAGGGCAAAUGGAUUGUGAUAUAAAUUCUUGCCCAAAUGGCUUGAAACAUUAUUUUCAAACACUUGAAAAGGCUGUGAAACCAUUCUUACGAAAUUUUUUAGCAAGACCAAAUUUGACUCCCGCUUUCUUGAUUCAAGGCGAAGAAGGUUGCGGAAGCGAUAUUUUGCUUAAAUCUUUGGCGUUAAAGUUGGGUGUUCAUUUAUACAGACUAGCUAGUAUUGACUUAAGUGCAAAUGUGUACGCUCAAAAUGAAUCCAAGUUAAACUAUGCUUUUUUUACCGCGAAAAUGUCAGCCCCUUGCAUUGUAUUUAUUGAUAAAUUCCAGAACUUUGCAAAAAACAAUGAGGGUCAAUAUGACCAAAGAUUGAUCAGCAAUUUCAAAAACCAGUUGGAACAUUUGUUUGAGAACAAUGAAUUCCCGGUGAUUCUUUUCUGCAGCAGUGAAGGAAGUAAUAUCGCACCGGAUAUGAAGAGGUUGUUCCUAGAAACUUUUGAAGUAAAUGCUCCAACAGACGAAGAAAGAGAACUAAUUCUCAGGUGGUUGCUCGAUGCAAACUCCACGUCGUCCAGAAAUGUGGAUUUAAAAAAUGUUGCAAAUAAAACUCACGGUUUUUAUUUUGAAGACUUAAAAGCGCUAGUUUACCACGCCAAACGGCAAUCUAAUAGAAAAGCUUUGACUGAAGAUGAUUUUCAGAUUGCCAUCGAUUUUAUGCAAUCAAACUACAAUGAAAGCUUGGGAGCUCCAAAGGUGCCAAAAGUGCAGUGGUCCGAUGUGGGAGGGUUAGAGGAUGUGAAAAAUGAAAUUGUAAGAACCAUUAAUCUUCCUUUACUGUACCCAGAACUACUGAAGAAAUCGGGAUUGAGAAGGUCUGGAAUUCUGCUGUUUGGACCUCCUGGCACAGGCAAAACUUUAAUUGCCAAAGCAGUGGCUACAGAGUGUAGUUUAUGUUUUCUAGCAGUUAAAGGACCAGAGUUGUUAAACAUGUACGUGGGCCAGUCUGAACAAAAUGUCCGAGAAGUAUUUGAAAGAGCGCGGCAGGCGACACCUUGUGUGAUAUUCUUCGACGAGCUGGACUCUUUGGCUCCCAAUAGAGGCCUGUCCGGCGAUUCUGGUGGGGUCAUGGACCGAGUAGUAUCCCAGUUGCUCGCUGAAAUGGACGGGCUGGAUGAAUCGGGAAAAGUUUUUGUUAUCGGUGCUACCAAUAGGCCAGAUCUGAUAGAUCCCGCACUUUUGAGGCCUGGGAGGUUCGAUAAGCUGCUCUACGUCGGACCAUGCACAGAUAUCGAAUCCCAGAAAGCGGUUUUAAAUGCUUUGACUAGAAAAUUUAACUUCGAAGAAGAUAUGGAUUUAGAUAAAGUGAUAAAAAUGUGCCCUAAAAACAUUACCGGGGCCGAUUUUUACGGGCUGUGUUCGAGCGCCUGGUUUGGGGCAGCUAAAAGAUUAAUAGAACAAAAAGGUAAUGUGGCUUCGGAAGAAUUUAGCCACGAGGACGUUGUCGUAGGUUUUCAAGAUUUUGUGGUUGCGAUUGAUAACGUCAAACCGUCUAUAAGUCGAGAGGAUUUGUUGUAUUUUGAGAACCUUAAAAAAGAUCUUUGGUCGAACUAUCGAGCGUAGGGUAGGCGCGAAAAUAAAUAUA